Daldinia vernicosa is the source of this 1206-nucleotide messenger RNA. Its product is annotated as acyl-CoA N-acyltransferase. The record is from RefSeq and is a predicted model, not a curated record. Lineage: Eukaryota; Fungi; Ascomycota; Sordariomycetes; Xylariales; Hypoxylaceae. The coding region runs from base 128 to 892 and encodes 254 amino acids. The transcript is spliced from 2 exons. Gene Ontology annotation, molecular function: acyltransferase activity, transferring groups other than amino-acyl groups.
AGCUUCGUCUGCUCUUCAUUUAUAUUCAUUUAUAUAUGUUGUCAAAAAGUCCAACUUAUUACUUAACUACCCUUAAAGAUUAAGACCAAGUAAAUAUUAGAGACUAAAAGGAAAACAAUCUUAAGCAAUGUCGUUACCUUUUCCGAUACCCUCAUCUCUUGCCGAGGGAUUCUCCAUGUCCUAUUGCACAGCUGCCGAUGUGGAUAUCAUUGCAGAUAUAUACUACGAUGCGUUUGCGACUGACAAACGCAACGCCUUCUGGUGGCCGCCAAAUAAGGAGGACAUGUUUACUUGGAUGAAGCGCCGCAUCCGCCGCAAGUUGGAUGACCGAAGCGUCCGACACUUCAAAAUUACGGACGACCAGAGCGGUGACGUAGUUGCAUUCGCUAGAUGGGACAUUCCCGAAGGCUACGAGAAAGCCUUUGGGGAAUCGAUCAGAGAUACUAAGGAGGCUACCGUGGAUACCUCCCAGAUCGUUACAGCGGGAGACGUUACGGGGGAGAACCCGCCAGUCGAAGCUAUUAACCCCCCUAUUGAAGAUUACCCAAAAGGUAGCCGGCCAGAGCUAUGCCAGGUUUUCUUUGAUGCGCUGAAAGUUGCCUCGGAUAAACAUAAUGCGGAUGAGAUGCUGGGUCUAUCACUUUUAUGCACAUCACCUAAAUAUUACCGGAGAGGAGCCGCGAAAGCGCUGUUACUGCCCAUGCUGGCUAUCGCCGAUGCUCAUGGCCUCAAGUCCUAUCUAGAGGCUACGCCUAACGGUAAAGGAGUGUACGAGAAACUGGGCUUUCGAGAAGUGGAUCGGUUAACUUUUGACCUUAAAGAGUUAACUGGGGAGGAGUAUGACGAUCCAUACCAAAUCACCGUCAUGAUACGGGAACCGAGAUCGACAUGAUAGUAUAUAGGAAAGGGAUUACUUGCUCUUAGCCUAAGCUUCAAGUUAGGCCUCGUGUGUCUUAGGUACCUGAUAGGUAGACAUCCGUAAAUAUUAAAAGCGACUAACCUCGACUAAAGGCACUGGGAAGUAAAUAUAGAACAGCUGCUCGCCAAAUCAGGGAUGUUGCGGGCGGUGCCGUAAAGCAGAAUGUUGGUCUACUAUCCGGAGACGAUGUGAUCAACAACUACCUAAAGUACCUAAAUUAUAUGGUAUGAAAUAAGCUUAAACCGCUGUCGGAGCAUUCACCAAGUUUGUAUAUAUUUAAAUAUUAC